Messenger RNA from Notothenia coriiceps (black rockcod), 1551 nucleotides. RefSeq names its product DnaJ heat shock protein family (Hsp40) member A3a (gene dnaja3a). The coding region runs from base 101 to 826 and encodes 241 amino acids. Gene Ontology annotation, cellular component: mitochondrion. The transcript is spliced from 7 exons. NCBI's taxonomy places the organism in Eukaryota, Metazoa, Chordata, Actinopteri, Perciformes, Nototheniidae. Gene Ontology annotation, molecular function: protein kinase binding; heat shock protein binding. Gene Ontology annotation, biological process: mitochondrion organization; negative regulation of apoptotic process; protein folding. The record is from RefSeq and is a predicted model, not a curated record.
AAGACCAACGUAAAAAUAAAUAUUCCUAUUGAAGCAUGUUAGAUUGAUAAAAUAAGAUAAAAUAUAUCAAACAUUUUUGAUUUGUUCUCCACAGUACUAUAUGGAGCUGACGUUCACUCAGGCGGCAAAGGGAGUGAACAAGGAGUUUUCUGUUAACAUCGAAGCAGCCUGCCAGCGCUGUGACGGUAAGGGCCACGAGCCAGGCACCAAAGUCCAGCACUGCAACCACUGCAACGGCUCCGGCAUGGAGACCGUGAACACAGGUCCGUUUGUGAUGCGCUCCACAUGUCGUCGUUGUGGAGGCAAAGGCACGGUCAUCUCCACCCCGUGUAACACCUGUCGUGGGGUGGGACAGACCAAGCAGAAGAAGACUGUGACGGUUCCUGUGCCUGCAGGAGUGGAGGAUGGUCAGACAGUCAGAAUGCCAGUUGGUAAGAAGGAGAUCUUCAUCACAUUCAGAGUCCAGAAAAGUCCAGUGUUCAGGAGGGACGGUGCAGACGUCCACUCUGACCUUCUUAUCUCCGUGGCACAAGCUAUCCUGGGCGGCACAGCCAGGGCACAGGGCCUUUAUGAAACACUAAACUUAUCAAUCCCUGCGGGCAUCCAGGCAGACCAGAGGAUUCGUCAUUCAGGGAAGGGGAUCGCUCGAAUCGGUGGUUAUGGCUACGGAGACCAUUAUGUCCAUGUCAAAAUAAAAGUACCCAAGACGCUGACUGACCGACAAAGAACUCUGCUAACAAGCUACGCAGAAGACGAGACGGAAGUAGAAGGGACGGUGAAUGGAGUCACUAACACCACCACAGGAAAAAGGUCAUCCUAUAACUGAGAAGCUUCAUCAGUCCAUCAAAGGACAGAAGAGCGGACUACAUAAAGCAAACACAGCUCAUAUUAAAGAAACAGGUGUUUGAGGACUAGUGGGUGUUGGAUAAGUCCUGAAAAGGUUUUGGACAGAUCAGUAAAAACCUACAUACCCAGACCCUGCAAAAGACGGAGCAUCACCUGCUGAAUCCACAUACAAGAGGAGGUUCCAAUGUGCCGUUAGGACAAGUGUCCGUCGUGUUCAUUUGGGCGGCAAAGACUUCUUUAAAAUAGCAUUCAUGUCUCGUUGGUUUUCUGUUGAUCCACAUUAAAAGAUAUUAUAGUGAUAACAGAAUUCAGGUGCACAGAAAUUAAGUGGUGUAUUGACAAAGAUUUAAUCAAAAGUUUUUAUUAUGAAUUAAAUCGACCCCGUUAUUUGUUCGUUAAGCCUUGAUUAGGUUUCAUUAAUGCUCCAAUUUCCUCCACAAUUCACAACACUCUAUGCUAGCAAGUUGAACAUCACGUCAGUCAUGCUCUCAUGGUUUACCUAUAAGUUGAAGUGUUUGAGAAAAGGUGUGUCUGCAAUGGAAGUAGAAGUUUGGCUCCUGAACUAUGAAAACCAAACUGUCCCACCUUUAACACUUUGAAUUAUGUCGUUUGUACAUAUAGUUGUGUAACCUACAAGAGAAAUACUGUACAUUAUAAUAAAGAUAUGGUCUGGGAAAAGCUUCUGUUUUAAAUCACCACCACAGA